This is a messenger RNA of Acanthoscelides obtectus, 363 nucleotides long. Lineage: Eukaryota; Metazoa; Arthropoda; Insecta; Coleoptera; Chrysomelidae. The record is from the annotation of a GenBank genome assembly.
ACAAAAAUGAAUUCGGUUUGUUUUUUGAAACUACUACAGAUAUUGGUCUCAUACUAGAACUUCAAAGAUGUGGUGUACAUAACGAAAGCCAGGAAAUACCCGAAGAUCAUAGUAGAUGGCCACGAGUACAGGAUGUUGUAUAAGGAUACGGCAAAAACGAAAUGGCGCUGUGUGACGUACGACAAGACCAAGUGCAAAUCUAUUGUCUUCUCUGCGGGAAAAACUGUGUCGAUUCGGAACUGUCACAAUCAUGAAAAAAAGACUAUCGAUCCGAAAACAAUUCUUGUACCGCAGUAUGUCAAAGUGGUUAGGAUGUAGAUCAUUCUAUGACUCUGUCGCAAAAUCAGCUAAAAUACAUUCUGA